This is a messenger RNA of Dermacentor andersoni, 1168 nucleotides long. RefSeq lists its product as uncharacterized. The record is from RefSeq and is a predicted model, not a curated record. Lineage: Eukaryota; Metazoa; Arthropoda; Arachnida; Ixodida; Ixodidae.
AAGCCAAAUACGUAAAUUCGUGACCUGCCUUCAUUCUAUGACCUGCCGUGCUGUGUUGAAUGGCCUAGAAUGCUGUGUUUGUAGCUGAUUUCUCAGAUGUGUGUGUUAAGUUGUGCGGUCCAUCACUAGUUUCGCUACUACAAGGUGGAAGCUAUGAUCACGUCCUUUGUACGGUUGGCAGUAGACCCGUGGAGCCGUAGACAGCACCCCAUCCGUGUGCCCAAGGUUUCGUGGUUCACCCGGCAUCGGAAGUUCACUGUGCUCGUGUUCAGCAUCGGAGGCACUUGCCUCUUGUUUAGCCGCGCCAUAUACGACAUGUUCACAAGCUUCUCUGAGCCAGAAACAUCCAGGGAACACCAGUUGGACCUGGGCAUCCUUAUGCAGCAGACAUUUUGGCGCAAGGAGGGCGAGCGGCCCAGGAGCUUAAAAGAAGCACUCAUCGAGCAAGAAAUGAUUCGCGAGAAGCAGCGGAAAGAAAAGGAGCAGCAAGCAGCACUGGCGGCCCAGAUGUGACUGCUAUUUUUUCUUGCAAGUUGUCCGGGUCACAUCCUUCUCGGGACAGAGUUGGGAUGGUCUUGAGGACUGUGCGCUUCCAUUAGGGGGUACUUCUCCCACCCAUCCUUGUUCACUUUUGCCCAGUUUGAUCCCCAGCGCCUCCAGCGAUGUCAGUGCUUUAGGCUGCACCACUUCCGAGUCUUGUCAGAGCCAGUGAUGGUACCUGAGGUGCAUGCUGCAGAGACAGCGGGGUGACAUUUAAAUGGACCCACUAGGUUGCGGUGCACACUCUCGGCUCCUGUGACCAGACAGUAGCAAGCCUCAACCUGGUGUCCACCUGGAAUAUAAUGAGCCUUGUGUUUUCAGAAAGUCGCAGUCGACAAAUUCUUUGGGGAUCAAGCUGAUAGGACCUCUAGGUGAGACCCUACUGGAAAGCUUUGCCAGAACUCGAGCUUCAAUGGCAUCUAUGUACCUAUGUUGGAGGAUGUUCAGAGAAUGCUGAAAAGUAGUGCAUCUGAUCAAGGCAGUUCACAUUGGGUGUAGUAGAGUGUUACAGUGCCCUUCUGCAGGAAACGCCCUGUGCUUUUCUAAUUCUGUUGGAAGCUUAGUCCACUGGUGAUACUUAUUGAUGCGAGCCCCUCUCUGAUAUAUAAUAAAGCUCUUGGUAAUGUUC